AUGAGAUCAUCUUUACCGUCUUUGAGACUCAACAGCAUAUCAUCAUGCGGUCAUACAAGAUCGAUACCGAGAUCAGUCGGUCGAAUUGCCGCCAGAAACAUAUCUUCCAGUAGUGUGGCAACCACUUCACAAGUAACUUUGGCACAUGCUCCCUUCCCUAAACGAUUCUCAAGCCCGUUCACCUCGUCUCAAAGACCGAUGAGAAUGCCGCAAUCACCACUUAAAGUACGUUCUAUGACAACAAUCACCCGUCAACCCGAACAGCCAGAAGAGCCAGAAGUGUUUGCGGGGGAUACAGAACCAACAAUCAUCAUCACAGAUCGAGCGGCAGAUCAUUUAGCAAAAGUGUCUGAACGAGAAAGUAAUCCAGAUUUGGCAUUACGGGUAACAGUCGAACCUGGAGGUUGUCAUGGCUAUCAAUACAAGAUGGACUUAACAAGUGAAGUGGAAGAAGAUGAUUUUCGAUUUUCUAUAGAAGGUAGAAAUGUUCACCUUUUGGUCGAUUCAAUGUCUCUUCGACUCAUCAAAGGAAGUAGGAUCGAUUAUGUUACAGAAUUAAUCGGAAGUCAAUUUGCCAUCUUUGACAAUCCACAAGCAAAAGGAUCUGGUUGUGGAUGUGGGGUAAGCUGGGAACCAAAUUUGUAG
Messenger RNA from Meira miltonrushii, 645 nucleotides. RefSeq lists its product as uncharacterized. Gene Ontology annotation, molecular function: 4 iron, 4 sulfur cluster binding; 2 iron, 2 sulfur cluster binding; iron ion binding. The record is from RefSeq and is a predicted model, not a curated record. Gene Ontology annotation, biological process: iron-sulfur cluster assembly. The coding region runs from base 1 to 645 and encodes 214 amino acids. The transcript has a single exon. NCBI's taxonomy places the organism in Eukaryota, Fungi, Basidiomycota, Exobasidiomycetes, Exobasidiales, Brachybasidiaceae. Gene Ontology annotation, cellular component: mitochondrion.